CUUCCACUGUAAACACUAUCACCUGACUGGGGUGACUGUACUAUUUGAAGCUGCUCUCGUCCCAAAAUGCAGCUCUACAUUGUCAUACUGGGAGUUCUGAUUGGCUUUGUUCAAGUGGUUGAGCCUCAAUCUGGACACACAGUAAAACAUGUUCACAUGAUCUUCAUGAACCAUCUGGAUGUUGGAUAUGAUGGCCUUCUACCAGAAGAGAUUGGCUUUGUCAACAAUAUUCUCAAUAAGUAUUUCAAUGUGUACUUUCCCCGUGCGAUCAAAGUAGCUACAGAGCUGAUGGGCCUUGGGUACUAUGAGAAGCUCAUCUACACCACCCAUCCCUGGCUGGUCAGUCUGUACAUGGACUGUCCAGCAUACCUUACACUGGCCAACAUACCACUCCAGUGCCCCAACGCAACCAUGAAAGCAAAGUUCACUCAGGCAGUUCAAAAUGGGAUAAUCACCUGGCAUGCUGGUCCAAUGAAUAUGCAGUUUGAAACACUGGAACCUUCAAUUGUCAAGUUUGGCCUUCAGCUCAGUACUGACUUAGACAAAUUCUUCAACAUCACCAGAAAACACCGCACCCUCAGUCAGAGGGAUGUCCCAGGCAUGAGCCAGGCCCUUAUUCCACUGUUUGAAGAGAUGGGUGUUGAGGCUGUCAGUGUGGGAGUCAAUACAGUAACCUCCCCUCCUGCUGUGCCACCCAUAUUCCGAUGGACCUUUAAAAACUCCAGUGUCAUUGGCUUGUGGCAUCCAGGUGGUUAUCCUGAGAAUCCAGGUCCUUUUCCGUUUGCCCCUGGUGGAUUGUCCCGACAUGAUUGUGCAACCUUUCCUGGCUUUGACCAUGCAUUGUGUUUUGGGUUCAGAACAGACAACAGUGGACCACCAAUGGACAUGGCUGAGGUUUUAAGAUUCUAUGAGAUUGCCAGAUCCCAGUUUCCGGGAGCAGAUGUACAAGCAUCUACAUUUGAGGACUUUGUUGCCAGUUUGGAGCCAAUCAAAUCAAAGCUUCCAGUGGUAACUAAGGAACUGGGUGACACUUGGAUACAGGGAUCAGCCUCUGACCCAAGGAAAGUUGCAGAGAUGAGGGCCUUAAUGAGAGCCAGGGCUGCAUGUCUGGAACAUAGCAGUGGUUGUUCUCUAUCUGACGACAGAGUAUACAACUCCAGUCGUUUCCUCCUGAAACUAGGGGAACACACCUGGGGACUGGACAGUGUGUUUGACCGCAUCCAUUGGACAAAUGACCAAUUCUAUAAAAUGCUGGAUAAUGGAACCCAGAGCUUCAUGAAUGGUGUGCUGUCCUGGCAAGAGCAGAGAGACUUCUCCUACAUUGGAGUGGAGGCCCUGGGAGACCAGCCUCUCGCUCGGGACAUGCAGGCAGAGCUGGCACAGAUCACUGCAACCAAACCUGACUUGGGCGACUAUGAUGUGGUCACUUCUAUGCUUGACAUCCAGAGCUGCAGCAACGGGUUCCAGUUCCAGUUUGAUGUUGGAGGAGCCUUGACCAGACUCACCUUGCCUGGAAAUAAUCAGAAGUCCUGGGCCUCCACUACCCAUCCCCUGGGCAAGUUUAUAUACCAGACCCUCAAUCAGUCAGACUUUGACUAUUUCAACCACAAUUAUCCCUAUGGGAAGAAAUUUGACCUCGGCAUUGGCAAAUUCAACAUCUCAAAAAAUGCCAAUGUCUCGAGUCAGCUGUGGGAAGUGAGACUGAUACAGUUAUAUAAGUCUAAACGUAACAGCUGUGAGUACAUGUUACAACUGGAGAUGAAGGACGCCAUCACUCUACAGCAGUACGGUGCACCUGCUGUUAUAUUCCUCAAGUAUGAUGCAGCCAUGUCAAAGACUAACACUGCAGCUGUAAGUGUGGAACUGCAGUGGUUCAAAAAGCCUCCGACAAGAAUGCCCGAAGCUUAUUAUUUAUCUUUUGAGCCUCCUCCUAGACAGGGUCACAAGUGGAUGCUUCAUAAGCUGGGUCAUAUGAUAGACCCUCUUAAUGUGGUGCAGAACGGGAGUCAGAGGCUUCAUGUGGUAAACAAGGGUGUAUAUUACCUAGAUGACCGAUCCUCGGGUAUGGAGGUUCUGUCACGUGAUGUUGGCCUGGUGAAUGUGCUGACCACAGAAGACUAUGUGAGCACACUGCCGCUACCACUAGCUCCCAUCAAUGAUGUCACAGGCAUGGCAUUUAACCUCUACAACAAUAUCUGGGACGUCAACUACAUCUUCUGGUACCCUUAUCAAAUGUCUGACACAGACUCUAAGUUUAGAUUUACUCUGAACUUCCCUCGAUGAUAAUCUGUGGUAUAACGUGUAAGUGUAAAUGAGUAUGUUGUUUUGGUCAGGAUGGUAAGAGGUACAUGCUACAAUCGUGAUAAAAUGUUAGCAUUUCUUUUGAGACUAGUUGUACAGGUGUAGUGAUUGAUAGAUAUAAAACUGAAUUAGGUAACAAAAGAUUGUAUUUUUACAUUUCUCUCACAUAACUGCCAAAACAAUCAUCACCCCAACGUCAUGGUUUCCUGUAAUCAGUACAGCGAGGUAUAACCUCAUUCAGUGUGAAAUCACACCGUUGUCACAUAUGUUUGGGGUAUGGCCUGGAAGAGCAACUAUCCACUUUUUUAGUGAUUGGUUAUGGUUUAUAUUUGUUUAAUUGACUUUAAAGUAAAACCUCUACUCUAUGCAGCUUGUAGGCUUAGGAUUAUACUUCAUCAUUUUCUCCCUCAAAUAUUCUAAAGCAUUACACGUAUAACUUGUUGAAUACCUUUAUUACAUAAAGUGUUGUAUUUUGGUGACGAUGAUUGUUCAUCAACAACACUAGGUAGUAGUACAAUAAAUGUAGCCAGUAAGAUCUGAUAAUAAGGUCAUGCUUUCUCUGGUUAUGGUUUAUCAGGUCAAAAAGAUGACAAAUGCUAGUUAAAAAUUCUGUCAUAAUUUACAUUUGACAUCCCAUUUGUCUCUGAUAAACAAUGUGGCAGGAAGAACAGAACAGUUUACCGAUUUGAAAAACAAUGAGCUGGAAUAAUUUUCACCAUUAUUGGUGUAUAACAAUACUCUUUGCUGUUAGGUUUAUCAAAGGGCUACAACAGAAAUAUACAAAUAUUUGUGUAACAAUUUAAAUGUAUCAAGUUUAUUUUGUUGUCCAGGCUCUCAAUCUGUCGUUAUAAUGGCUGACGAGGCUUGUACAAGAUCUGGACACUGAAUAGUGUGUCAUUGAUUGUUCUCAUAGGAUCUGAUCUCUUUACUUUGUUAUUCAAAACUAUCUACAGCUCUCUGCUACUUUUACUCAAUCUUUGAUAUGUAUUUUUUAUCUCUCUGGUUUUUUAUUUAGAAACUAUUAAUCAUCACGUACAUAAAGAAUCCUCAAAAAAUGAAAGUUGCUUGUUGAAUUUAUCUCAACCUCAUUAGUUAAUUUUCAAAACUUUAACUAGACACUAGGUAAACAAAAGUUUGUUCUGUUAUACAUUUAGAAAUCUCAUUAACGAUCUCGUUAUUUUUUUGGAAUGUUGUAUUUAAGAUUGUUUUGACUUAAUCAUGUAUUUUGUCUAAUAAGGAUAAAGACAACUAUAUAUACAGGACACAUUUGUUGUUAAAUCUAGGUUUCUUUUCUAUGUCCUCCCAUUAUAUCUUAAGAUAGGUUAUCUAAGAACAUCUAAUUUUGAAGUUCUAGUGUUUCAUUAGCCAAAUGUUGCCAAUACUUUUUAUCCAAUUCGUGUUUGUUUUAUCAAACAGUCUGUCCAUCCGUAUCUUAUUUACACUUUGGGUUUAGCGCCAUUUCUCUACAUCUGCAAGUCUCAGAUUCAUCAAAUAUAUCUAAAGGAAUACAACACAUAAAGCUGAUACAUUGCAGCAAGUUUCUGUGACCUCUAUUUUCUGUUUCACUGACAUUGGUCAGACUUUAAUUCAGCUCCAUUUGUGUGCUUAGACUUUUCUUUUAGUUCCAUUCCUCUGAUACUAAAGGUCCCAUAGUCAACAAUCUUUAUAUGCAGGUACUUUUUGCGGAAUGUAAUACACCUUCAUGUGACAUUUCACUCAUAGGAAUAUAUAUACUAAUGUUUAGCUCUAUUUGUAAGCUAGUAUUUGCAUUUAGCUCCAUUUCUUUAAGACUUUACAUUGACCUUUGUUUCCAUAAAAGCAGUAUUGGGUUUAGCUCCAUUUCUAUACAUCUGCAUCAUUAGCCUCGGGCAUAAAUUUCAUAAAUACAUACAUCUUGAAUUAUGUCCAUGACAUAACAAACGUUUAAAGCAACAUAUCUUUUUAUCUUAAAUACAUUUUUGGGGUAGCUAAAUUUCAUGACAUACAAUUUACUUUCUUAUUCAUCAAUAUUUUAUGAUUCUUGCGUAAAUGUUUAUGUUACUGAUAAUGUUGUCUUCAUCAUUGUGUCGCAUACUCUGUAACAAUAUUUUAUAUAUAGAUGAUUUUGUUACUAGUCUAGUCAACAUCAUUAAUUACCACCUGUCUAUAGACUCGUCAACCCAUUUUCAACAGGUUUUCUUUAAUCAACAAGAAAAUCUUGUUGAUUCAAGUUCUGACCUCACCUGCAUGACACUGAGAGAGCUUAUGCCAUGUCGCCUGUGAUUGUUUGUUGACUUAGAUCAGCUAUAUUGUGGUCAAAAUUGUCAAAAAGUAAUAUAGUUAGUAACUUAAAUUUAAAAAAGUUUCACGAAGCUAAAAAAAUGUAUGUGUGUGAUAUUCGAAUAUGUACAAGUUUGCAAUAUAAAAAUGAUGUUGACUCAUCUAUGCUAUAAGCGUAUGUACACUAUAUCUUUAUACGUGUGCGAAAUGACUGAUCGAUUAAUAAAUUGACUGGGCUACAUUUUGUUUAUUAUAGAUCUUCUAGAAUCUAUGAACCCCCUCAUCUCGAUUCAUAUCUUGCCCUCAGCUGUUCAUCGAGAUGACUUCCUUUCUGUGCCAUUCCAAAUAGAUUGCUUUUUUGGCCCAAUACUUCGAUUCGGACAGAAAGACCAUAAGGACAAAAUUCAUAUUUCAUGGUUCAUUUCUAGUCUCGGUAUAUAUGUGAGCGUAUCUAAUAUGCGAAUACAGAGUGCCAAAUUGAUUGAUACAUUCCAAUUAGUGGACGUAAUUAUAUACCGUGUUUGGUAAUAUUAUUGAUUGUUUUUGUUUGGAAACAUCAUAUAUUUGUGAUUGCUGUACAACUGUUGUCUGAUACAAUCCAAACAUAGUUUAUGGGAUGGUUAUAGAUUAAGUGAAAUAACUAUCGACGUUGCAUAAAGGGUGUAUUUUUGAAAGAAAACAUCUUUAAUGAAUAUAUUUAAACAUAUUGCAUGCAAAAUUUAAAUGUGUAUUAUAAUUUCAGAUAUACAUAUUAUAUCGAAGUUCAACUUUCCUUCUUGUAAGAAAAGAAAUGUUCAAACCUAUUCUCAGUAUGUGCAGGACCAUUUUGAAAACUCUAGUAAACUGCUAUGUAAAAUUUGAAAAUGUACUUAUUAUCAGUGGAUAUUUAUCACAAAAGCAUGGCCUUCCCACCAAUAUUACUAUAUGUUUCUACACACGAUCACAUUUUGAAAGAGUUGAAUUACGCAAUAAAUAUACAAAUUUUCUUACAUCGUCUUUGCAUGAAUCAUUAAGUGUACUUAUGUACAGUCUUUUAUGCUAGUUUUUGCAUAUGUAUUAAUUGAUGUAAGGAAUUGAAUCAACUGGCAUUAAAACGAUUUAUACACAA
This is a messenger RNA of Mizuhopecten yessoensis (Yesso scallop), 5668 nucleotides long. RefSeq lists its product as uncharacterized. The record is from RefSeq and is a predicted model, not a curated record. The coding region runs from base 67 to 2283 and encodes 738 amino acids. Gene Ontology annotation, biological process: carbohydrate metabolic process. The transcript is spliced from 14 exons. NCBI's taxonomy places the organism in Eukaryota, Metazoa, Mollusca, Bivalvia, Pectinida, Pectinidae.